Erythranthe guttata (spotted monkey flower) is the source of this 2587-nucleotide messenger RNA. The record is from RefSeq and is a predicted model, not a curated record. Lineage: Eukaryota; Viridiplantae; Streptophyta; Magnoliopsida; Lamiales; Phrymaceae.
AUGGCCGACGGCAAUGUCGAAGAAGCUUUUCGUACAAGCAACGAGCCGGAGAAGAAUCGCGUAGAUCUUGAAAUAGAGGAUACAGAUGAAGAUGACGAGAACUACCACCCGAUCGAGCAAGUCCGGCUGACGGUGCCGCCGACGGACGAUCCGUCCCUGCCGGCGUUGACUUUCCGGACAUGGUUUCUCGGCCUACUUUCGUGCGUUUUGCUCUCAUUUCUGAACCAAUUUUUCGGUUACCGUCAAAACAAUAUAUCGAUCUCCGCCGUGGCGGCGCAGAUAAUUACGCUGGCGAUGGGGAAUUUCAUGGCUAGGGUUCUGCCGGAGAAGAAAUUCACGGUGCCGGUGACGAAGUGGAAGUUUUCGUUAAACCCUGGUCCGUUUAAUCUGAAGGAGCAUGUGUUGAUCACCAUAUUCGCCAACUGCGGCGCGUCGGGAGUUUACGCCCUCAGCAUUGUGACGAUUGUCAAGGCUUUCUACCACCGCCAGCUCCACCCCUUCGCCGCCUGGUUGUUAGCUCAAACUACGCAGGUACACUCUCUCUCUCUCUCUCUCACGUACGGCCCGAAAGGAGGCCUAUCGAGGCUCCAAUUCUUCCUCAUAGUCUUCGUGUCGAGCUUCGCGUACUACAUAAUCCCGGCCUAUUUCUUCCCAUCAAUCUCCGCGAUUUCCGUACUCUGCCUAAUCUGGAAAGAUUCCAUAUUCCCCCAGCAACUCGGGUCGGGUCUCCACGGCAUGGGCAUCGGUUCCUUCUCCCUCGACUGGUCCGCAGUGGUCAGCUUCAUAGGAAAUCCCAUUUCUACCCCUGCAUUCGCCAUAGUCAACGUCCUCGUCGGAUUCUUCCUCGUCAUGUACGUCAUGACCCCGUUGACUUACUACAACAACGUCUACAGUGCAAAGAAAUUCCCCAUCUUUUCGCCCCACACGUUUGACCAAAACGGUCAGACUUAUAACAUCUCUCGUGUUUUGAACUCGGAGAGCUUCGAUCUUAAUAUGGCCGGUUACGAAGGUUAUAGUAAAUUGUAUCUCAGCGUUUUGUUCGCCUUCACUUACGGCCUCGGUUUCGCCUCGCUGGCGGCCACCAUCACGCAUGUCGGGCUUUAUCAUGGAAAAACAAUUUGGUCUUUGUGGAGCAAAGCGAAGCGCAACCUGCACGGAAAACAGGACGUGCACACAAGAAUAAUGAAGAAGAAUUACGAAACGGUCCCCAACUGGUGGUUCUACGCCAUUCUUGUACUAGUGUUUUGCCUUUCGUUGUACGCCAUUGAAGGUUUUAACAGGCAGCUUCAACUCCCGUGGUGGGGCCUCGUAAUGGCCUGCGGAAUGGCUCUCUUCUUCACUUUACCCGUAGGCAUUAUUCAAGCCACAACGAACCAGCAAAUAGGGUUGAACAUAAUCACCGAAAUGGUCAUAGGUUACGUUUACCCGGGGAGACCUCUAGCGAACGUAGCUUUCAAGACAUACGGCUACAUAAGCAUGACGCAAGCACUUAGUUUCAUAAGUGACUUCAAAUUAGGACACUACAUGAAAAUCCCUCCAAAAUCCAUGUUCUUAGUACAGUUAGUGGGAACACUAGUAGCGUCGUCUGUCUACUUCAGUACAGCUUGGUGGCUGCUAACAACGGUGGAACACAUAUGCGAUAAGACUAAAUUACCCCUCGGGUCCCCCUGGACUUGCCCGGGUGACGAAGUGUUCUACAACGCUUCGAUAAUAUGGGGUGUGAUAGGACCAAUGAGAAUGUUCACUAGCAAGGGCGUUUAUGGAAAUUUGAACUGGUGGUUCUUGGCAGGCGGUUUGGCCCCCAUACCAGCCUACCUCCUCGGCCGGAAAUAUCCGGACAAGAAGUGGAUUCGGUUGAUAAACGUGCCACUUAUACUGGGUGCCACCAUGAGUAUGCCGCCAGCUAGGGCAGUGAAUUAUAUUAUGUGGGGAGUUGUUGGGAUUUAUUUCAAUAUGUAUUUGUUUAGAGUGCACAAGAAAUGGUGGGCUAGAAACGCUUACGUAUUGGCGGCUGCGCUGAACGCCGGAAUCGCGUUCUUGGCUGUGCUCCUCUACUUCACGCUGCAGUCGUACGAUGUGGCGGGCCCCGAUUGGUGGGGGUUGGAUAAUGACGAUCAUUGCCCUUUGGCCUCGUGUCCCACUGCUCCUGGGGUGGUGGUCGAAGGUUGCCCUGUUUUCUAAUGUCAUGAUUAAGAAGAAGAAAAAAAACUUUUUUAUUAGUAGUUUUACAUCAUUGUAAAUAUCUGCAAGAUUCGAUUUUUAGGGUUUGUGCUGGAUGAUUAUUGAUGAAUUUGAACAAUUGGACAGUGAUUCGAACAAGAUUCGAUACUUUUGUACAGGUUUCAUGUUCCGACUCGAACGUGAUUAAAAUAACCGAAAUUAAAUUUGAUCAAAACGCAGGUACUUGUGAUUUAUAAAUUAUAAUCAACAACCCAAAGAAGGAAGUUCGAGAAACACAAGUGGAAAAGUCGAUCAUAUGCCGGAUUAUAAUACGAAAUUAGAAGUCUCGUUCGGAAUGUAACAUUAAACCACAAAAGAGAGAUUUUUUUAACUAAUAUUCAAAAAUUCUAUGCCACAUAUAAAUAAA